AUGAAGUACUCACUCACCCUCGCCGCCAUGGCCGCAGGCGCAUGCGCCACCAACCUCCCGAGGGUCGUCCUCGAGCGUGACCUGGCCACCAUCCAGGGUGUGAUCGGCGACGUCUCCACCAAGCUGACGGCCCUCAACGACGCGGCCCAGAGCUUCAGCGGCGACGCCGGCGCCCUGACGUCCGCGUCCAGCGACCUGUCCAGCACCAUCAAGUCGGGCACCAGCACCGUGCAAGGCACCGACCAGCUGACGCUCACCGACGCCGUGUCGCUGCAGUCGACCGUGCAGGGCCUGCAGUCCAACGCCCAGACGCUCGUCGAUAACCUGGCGUCCAAGAAGUCCGCCAUCGAGCAGGCCGGCCUCUGCGACACCGUCCUGCAGCAGUCCCAGAGCCUGUCGACCGACUCCCAGUCCCUCAUCGACGCCGUCGUCUCAAAGGUGCCCCAGGAGGCCCAGUCCAUCGCCCAGAAUCUCGUCGCCGGCUUCACCGCCAGCCUCCAGCAGAACCAGGCCAACUUCGCCCAGGGCAACUGCACCAACGCGAGCGGUGGCGGCGGCGGCGGUGGCGGCUCCGCCCCCUCCAGCACCGGCAGCGGUGGCUCCUCGCCGUCCAGCAGCUCCAGGUCUUCUGCAACCGCGACUGCUACUAGCGGCGGUGGCUCCUCCGGCGGCGGCGGCAACGCUACCCACACUGGCAGCGGCGGCGCUUCCCCGACCACGUCUAGCCCGACCCAGUUCACCGGUGCGGCCGUCGCGAACGGCGUCCCCAUGGCCGGUCUCCUCGGUCUCCUCGCUUUCCUCUUCUAA
Messenger RNA from Diaporthe citri, 807 nucleotides. RefSeq lists its product as uncharacterized. The transcript has a single exon. Lineage: Eukaryota; Fungi; Ascomycota; Sordariomycetes; Diaporthales; Diaporthaceae. The coding region runs from base 1 to 807 and encodes 268 amino acids. The record is from RefSeq and is a predicted model, not a curated record. Gene Ontology annotation, cellular component: extracellular region.